AUGAGGUGGACCCCACCGAAACAUGUCCUCUUCAAGUCGCCGCGUGCGGUGCUUCCACUCCACCCAAACCCCUCGAGCGAGGUGGCACAGGCCGGACGGACGGCAGUUCUUCACUUCUCCGCCCGUUUGCCGCGGAAGAUCACACGAAAGGUACGGACGAUCAAAAGAAGGGUCCCCAAAGGCACGAUCGCAGCCCGGAAGGCUGCGGCGGAGGCGGCUUUGGCUGCCACUAGAGCGUUACAGCCUGGGAAGGGACACGCUCCGGACAAUUCCUCUCGAAAUGCUGCCACGGUGGAUGAAGUGGUGCAGAAGGAGCAGAGUUUUGGGGGAAACACAAUUGAAAAACCGGGCACUGCUGUGUGUGAAACACUACUGGGUAAGGGGACGGCUGUGUGUGAAACACUAUUGGGUAAGGGGACGGUGCGGGGAGGAACACUAGCCAGUGGGCCGGCAACGGAUAUUGGUGGUGAGCAUGAGGUGAAGAAAUUGGGGAGCAGGGGUGAGGAUAGGGCUGAGGUGGUAAUGUCGGAGCGGCAGAGGAGGAUGAUGACGGAGGUGUUUGUCGGUGGGCUCAGUAGGGACACAAAGGAGGAGGACGUGAGGGCAGCUCUUUCAGUGGCGGGGGAUAUCACGGAAGUUCGUAUGAUCUUGGAUGCAACGAUGAAGAAGAACAAAGGCUACUGCUUUGUGCGCUACUGUGAGUCUGCGCAGGCAAGGAAGGCCAUUGCAAAGUUCAGCAACGUUAAGAUUUGUGGAAAGCAGUGUCGAGUUGCAGCUCUGGGUGGGAAUGAUAAAAUCUUUCUUGGGAACCUUGAUAAGAAAUGGAAGAAAGACGAUAUCAUGAAACUACUACAGAAAAUUGGAGUUGAGAACAUUGAUGUCGUUACCCUUCCGGCUGACUCUAAUAAUCCAGGCUAUAAUCGUGGAUUUGCAUUUCUUGAACUGGAGACUUAUAAAGAUGCACAGAUUGCAUACAAAAAGCUUUCAAGGAAAGAUGUUUUUGGCAAGGGUUUACAUAUAAGAGUUGCAUGGGCCGAACCAUUGAAUGGUCCAGAUGAAAAACAGAUCCACAAGUCCUUUUUCACUGGCCCUGUCACAGUUGAACAUCAUAGUUGGCUGUGCUUUCAGUGGCUAGUCACAAAUUCCCAAAGAGUUGUUAAUAUUAGAGUCACUCUUGCUCAAUCUAUCCAAAAGGGCAAGAAGAUUAUGGAAGAUCAUAAAUUUUGUAUUAGUGAGAAAGAUAAAACAAAGACUGCUCAAAGUGAAAGAAUACUUGGGCCGUCUUCACUGCAUAUAUUGCCUUCCAGUUCCAGGGCGAUUCCACCCACAGGGGAUAAGAAGUCAUCAACAGAUCAUGGCUUGGUUCAGGUUCUGAGGGAGAUGGUUCCCUGGAGACAUGAACAUACUGGUUCAGAUUCAGAUUCUGUACUAUCAGAAGAACCAUGGGGUGGGAUUCAGGGCACAGGGUGGUCGGUGGACCACCCAGACCACCCACUGGAUCUGCCACUGGCUAAGAAGCUUGUUGCGGAGUUCGGCAAAUUGAAGAUCUGUUGGAAGCUUUGUCAAGUUGAAGCCCUGGAUGGGAAUGAUAAAAUUGUUCUUGAAAAUAUUGACAAGAAAUGGAAGAAAGAAGAUAUCAUGAAGCUACUACACAAAAGUGGAGUUGAGAACAUUGAUACAGUAACACUCAUGGCUGACUGUGACAACCCAGGCUAUAACUGUGGGUAUGCAUUUCUUGAACUUGAGACUGAAAGAGAUACAUGGAUGGCAUACAUAAAGCUUUCAAGGAAAGGUGUCUAA
Miscanthus lutarioriparius is the source of this 1800-nucleotide messenger RNA. Lineage: Eukaryota; Viridiplantae; Streptophyta; Magnoliopsida; Poales; Poaceae. The record is from the annotation of a GenBank genome assembly.